CGUUUCAAUGUUGAAAGCACAGUGCGCUGUUUACUGCGGGCUGCACGGCGCGUAUUCAAUCACACUGCGCUUCGGACUCCAGGAGCGAUGGCAUUCUGUUCUAUCUGCUGUCUUUUGGUUUUCGUCGCUCACUAUGGACUGGCGGGACUCGUUGUUGACGCUUUUCCGACGUUACACACCGCGGAACCGGGCGGGAAUAUCACGCUGAAAUGCGGAGUUGAUACAAGGAAAAUAAACGCUAAUCUAUAUGCCGUUACCUGGUACCGGCAGGAGCCGGAUGGGCGAAUCCAGAUGAUCACAUACCUGAGUACUGGCUACAUAAAAGAGGGUCGGUAUUCCGGAGGAAUCGACAGCAAGAACGGACAGUAUAAUUUAACCAUUGCGGGCCUCCACAGAAACGACUCGGCCGUGUAUUUCUGUAUAGCGAGAGCAGCAGCUCUCCAAUUCGCACCCGGGUCCAGCACCAAACUCGUUGUAUCAGACCCCCUGACUGUCCCGAGUGUGGAGUUAUACUCUCCGGGUCUGUUUGAAGGCGAUUCGGACUGGACCGAGCCGGUUCCGGUGCUGUGUUUGGUGAGAGACACGUCUCCGGGGCGGCACCGAGUCCUCUGGACUAUCGGCGCCGAGGCAGACGCGCCGGGCAGCGCGGAGGAGGGAGAGAUCGAACCCGACGGGUCCUAUAGCGUGCGCAGCUACGUCACAAUCAGCGCAGAUCAUUGGAACAGCGGCGCUGUAAAGUGCGAGGUUUACAACAACAUCACCAACGUCACAGAAAAAGUCUCCGCGUCACUCCGAAGGCAAGAUUGCGUUCCUGUGUUGUUUUACGGACUGCCCCCCUUUCUCCUGCUAAUUCUGGUCCUGGUGUCUGUGGCGUGUGUUUACAGAAGACUUCAUAAAACUAAAACCGAUCACAAGUCCAGCGAUGCUCCCUGCCGUCCCCAGCGCCCCGCCCGACACAGAACAGUCCAGGAUUACUCGACGGAGUACGCAUCGCUCAAUCUGUGAUGCUGAUCUAUAAAUGCAGCCGUGGAGAUGUUUGUAUUGUGGAGAGAGAGAGAGAGAGAGAGAGAGAGAGAGAGAGAGGGGGAGAGAGAGGGAGAGAGAGAGAGAGAGCUGUAUACUCUUUCAAUUCCAAGUCCAAUUCUCUGUGCAUUUACAUAGUAGUUAGUAAAUACAUGCGUAACACAAUUACAAUGUUAUUUUGCAUUGUUACAAUGUACUUACAGUGGAAAUCUCUGUGCUUGAUAUAACCCUAUCCCUAACACUAACCCUAACCCUUUGCUGAUACCGCUGUGUACUUGCAUAUAUUGUGCAAAAAGACAUCCACACUAAGCACUUUGUAACUAUGCAUAAUACCAUUGUAAUGAUGUGCCAGUCUGCAUGCAUUUACCAAAUACAAAGUAAUGAGAGACACUUCAUGUAAAAUAUUAAAUUUGCAGACGACACAAAAAUAGGAGGAGUGGCAAACUCUGUUGCAGCAGCAAAGGUCAUUUAAAAUAAUCUAGACAGCAUUCAGAACUGGGCAGACACAUGGCAAAUGACAUUUAAUAGAAAAAAGUGUAACGUAUUGCACGCAGGCAAUAAAAAUGUGCAUUAUAAAUAUCAUAUGGGAGACACUGAAAUUAAAGAAGGGAACUAUGAAAAAGACCUAGGAGUUUAUGUUGACUCAGAAAUGUCUUCAUCUAGACAAUGUGGGGAAGCUAUAAAAAAGGCCAACAAGAUAC
This is a messenger RNA of Acipenser ruthenus (sterlet), 1724 nucleotides long. RefSeq lists its product as uncharacterized. The record is from RefSeq and is a predicted model, not a curated record. NCBI's taxonomy places the organism in Eukaryota, Metazoa, Chordata, Actinopteri, Acipenseriformes, Acipenseridae. Bases 88 to 1005 code for a protein of 305 amino acids. The transcript has 6 exons.